Molecule: messenger RNA, 1912 nt
Organism: Hyla sarda
Lineage: Eukaryota; Metazoa; Chordata; Amphibia; Anura; Hylidae
Product: protein unc-93 homolog A-like
Exons: 9
Coding region: 200-1597 (465 amino acids)
Source: RefSeq, a predicted model, not a curated record
UCUCACUAGAACACACAGGAUCCUGCAGUCCUCUAGCAAAUCUAUCAUCUCUGCCUGGCAAGGAGACGCUGGUAGCAGUGGAAAGAGAGGACCUCCGAUGUGACCUGACUGCUCCUGUUUCCAGGGAACUCUGCUGUGGAGCUGCACUCCCCCCAUGAGAAGAAGCCAUUAAUCUGGAAGAGAAGAACAGAGUAAAGACAUGACGAUAAAAGAUCUUAAAAAUAUUCUUAUUAUAUCCUUUGGAUUUCUCCUUCUUUUUACAGCUUAUGGGGGAUUGCAAGCUUUACAGAGCAGCCUGAACCCGGAGAAAGGCUUGGGUGUAGCAUCAUUAAGUGUUGUCUAUGGAUGUCUAAUAUUGUCUUCGCUUUUUCUACCUCCAAUCAUUAUUAAGAAAAUUGGGUGCAAAUGGACAAUUGUCAUCUCCAUGUGCUGUUACAUCACUUAUUCCAUAGGAAACUUUAAACCAAACUGGUAUAGUUUAAUAAUUACCUCAGCAAUUCUGGGUAUUGGAGCAGGGCCAUUAUGGGCAUCAAAAUGUACUUAUCUCACCAUCAGCGGAAUUAGGUUUGCUAAGCAGAAUGGCAGAGAAAAAAUGGACAUUGUGAACCAAUAUUUUGGCUUGUUUUUCCUAAUAUAUCAGUCAUCUGGAAUUUGGGGAAAUCUUAUUUCAUCUCUAGUACUUAAUCAAAAUCCCAAUAAAGUGGCAACUGAUAAUAUAAGUUACUCUUACUGCGGAGCAAAUAAUUGUCCCACAUCCACAACUGAACUUAGAAAUACUACAACACUAGCUUCUGGUGUAUCAGACAUGCUGCGUUAUACUCUGAUGGGCAUUUAUACAGGAAGCGGAGUUAUUGCCAUUCUACUGAUUGUAAUUUUUUUGGACCAAAUUGACCUAUCGGAGGAACAAAAAGAAGAAAAUAACAAUCCAACUAUUUGUACAUCAUUGCUAGGAACAAUAAGACAACUGAAAGAUAAACGUCAGUGCCUUCUCAUACCUUUGACAAUGUUCAGUGGCUUUCAGCAGGGGUUCCUUUCCAGUGAGUUUACUAAGGCAUAUGUUACUUGUGCAUUGGGUAUACACUUUGUGGGAUAUGUGAUGAUUUGCUUCGGGGCAACAAACUCCAUUUUCUCAAUGGUCUUUGGAAAUAUUUCUCAGUAUACUGGACGGAUUGCUCUUUUUAUGCUAGCUACAGCUAUAAGUGUAUCCUGUAUAAUUGCAUUGUUGCUGUGGAGUCCAGAUCCUAAACAGCUUUCUGUAUUUUUCAUUUUUCCUGCCCUGUGGAGUAUUUCUGAUGCAAUCUGUCAAACUCUUCUAAAUGCUUUUUAUGGAGUUUUAUUUGAUGACCACAAAGAAGCAGCUUUUGCAAAUUAUCGUCUGUGGGAAUCUCUUGGCUAUGUCAUUGCAUUUGCAUACAGUAACCAUUUGUGUGUCUCUGUAAAGCUAUAUGUAGUACUUGUUAUUUUAUUGAUUGGGAUGAUUCUUUACCUUGUGGUUGAAUAUUUAGAAUACAGAAAACAGAAAGCAAGUUCUCAAGACACAAAUAUAGUAAUUAUGGAAGAAAGCCUGAAAGUUUUAUAUGAAACAGAGUUAGGCUAGGUUCACAUUGCUGUUUGCAUCCAACCCAUUAAGGGUCUAUUCUGCCCAUGAAAUGGGUCAGAUGCACUUGCAUGGGGUCCGUCGGUAAUCUGGUUAUUUUACAGAAGUUUAGCGGAGAAAAAAAUAGCUUGCACUAUUUUUUUCGCCGCUAAACUUGUCGGGAUUGCCGUUGGAGCUCCACAUUACGGACCCCUACAGCACUGUGAACAAGGCCUAAUAUAGUCAACACUAUGGCCCUGAUUUACUAAGAGUGGAGUGUCAUUUUCUUUGUGGGUUUUAAUUCCCUUCAAGUUUUUUCCACAGUAUUUACUAAUG